CCUGUGUAGUUACAGAUGGGCCUCUUCUAUUCUGCAGGUGCAAACAACAAGAGAAACCAUAAGAAUCAGAGAGUGAAGAAGCCAGAUUACAAGGUCGCCUACGUACAGCUGGGUCAAGGGAAAACCUUUCAGUUUCCCAACCUAUUUCCAGAGAAAGAAGACUCGGAAGCUGAGGCUUUUGAUGACUUCAGGAAAACGUUCAUGGAGAAAGAGCAGCAGAGCCAGAAGGGUGACCCCAGACGAGGUGGAGUCCCCGAUUGGUUUGGACUUUGAUGCAAGAAGCCAGCUGCCUUUCUUUAGGCCCAGAGGGAUUUUAAUCAGUAGAACUUCCACUCUUCUCAUAAUGACUGCGGGUUUAUCCUUGAGCAGUGCUUGCUAGGGUGGUUGUUUUUUUUUCCUGGCUGUUUAUGCUCAACUGCAACAAAAUGGCCUUAAAGAAAUAAAAAGGUAAAAUAAAUCUGACUGCAUCAGA
Meleagris gallopavo (turkey) is the source of this 472-nucleotide messenger RNA. NCBI's taxonomy places the organism in Eukaryota, Metazoa, Chordata, Aves, Galliformes, Phasianidae. The record is from RefSeq and is a predicted model, not a curated record.